Molecule: messenger RNA, 4593 nt
Organism: Pocillopora meandrina
Lineage: Eukaryota; Metazoa; Cnidaria; Anthozoa; Scleractinia; Pocilloporidae
Source: the annotation of a GenBank genome assembly
AUGAUAGAGAAUGAUUUUUAUCUUGCUCUUUCAGGCGAGGCAAGUGCCGGGAAAAGCAGCCUGAUAAAUCUCAUUCUGGGAGAGAGGCUUCUUCCAUCUUCCUCACUGAGCACAACUUCCACGUUAUGUGAACUGAAGUACGGCGAGGAAAGAAAAAUUGUGGCGCACCUCAAAGACACAGAUUCGAAAACAGGCCUAACAUCGACCAUGUUUCUUGAGAAUCCAACAGAAUCUUCAGGGAAAAGCUAUCUCCAGCAGAUCUCACCUUAUGUCCAAGUGAAGGGUGCAGACCGCGGGAAAGGUACAAUUUACAAAAAGGUUGAAAUCUUCUGGCCUCAUCAAUUGUUGAAGGUAAGUAUUCAGUAAACUGUUAAAUGUCUUCUGUAAAUCAAAACAUUACGGAAAUACUUGAAAGUAUGUAAUACCCUCCUUUGCCUAAGGACGUCAACUGAGCUAGCCACUAGUGUUGUCUCACAGUUCUUUCUCGUAUAAAGUAUUCCAGAGGUUGAUAUGGAAAGUUGAACCCCCGUCAGUAAUCAAGAUAUUGGUUUCUCCAAUCAGAUAUCAUGAACAUCGAGACCAAACUUAGGGGUUUUCGAUUGACAACCUCGUUACAUGAGAUGAAUUGGCAUACAUGAACGGGCUGACAUUCACUGCAGGAUUAAAACUAAUAAACUCAACAAAAAUUAAAAUGACAUGGAUCCAUAUCCAGUCCUACUGUAAAUAUUAACCAGUUUGAGUGAAUAAAAAAUCGGUUUAAUGUUCAAUAGCAGUUGAUAGUUUUCUAGACCUAGAUUAUGCCAAAAGGAGCAAUUCGAACAAUCUAGAUGAUUUUCUAUUGUAGAUAGUUAUUUAGCGUUAACUUCUGUGUUUAGAAAGGUGUCACAAUCAUUGAUAGUCCUGGGGUUGGAGAAUCGGAAGUCAUGGACGAGGUAGUGACAGAGUAUCUUCCUCAAGCCUUUGGAUUUAUUUAUGUCAUCAACAGCGCAAACGCUGGAGGGGUUCAGAAAGACAGGGUAAGUAGCUAGUGCAAUGUGGAUAGCAGUGAAAUUAAAAUUUUAGAAAAGAAAAAAUAGUAUUGCAAAGGAGGAAUCAAAGCGAUGAAUAAACUUUUAAACUUGACUAUUUUUUAAGUACUUUGUCGCCAUUUUGUGCUAAUUGGCAACCCUUUGACUAAUACAAAGCUUGUAUAUUUGCUGAGCGAACUGGGCAAGAUAUCGCGCGAAAGACAAGAGGAGUUUCCCUCCAAAUGUGCUUUGUUUGUAUGCAACAAAUGGGACCAAAUUCCAGAGGACGAAGCCGGCGCUGUUAAGGCACACAUAGAGACCAAGUUAACAGAGUGGUGGCCUGAUCUUAUUCCUGAAUCCCAAAUCACCUACAUAUCAGUAAAAAAUGCUCUCGAUGCUCAGAGCCGUGGGAAGAUUAAAGCCGACUUUAUCACCCUGAUAAAUGGGAUCCGCAUUUUUGUUCUAAAAUGUAUCGAGCAAAGGUUGGGAAUUCACUGGAGGUAAUUGCAUGCCUUCUUUUAAUUAUGGAAUUGGAUGUUAUGGUUUUAUUGUGGUUAUAACUGUUAAACAAAGUCAAAUGAUAAAAAAAGAGACAGAAACUUUAGAUUAGUAACAUAAGAAGAACUUCGAAUUAAUUUUUUUAUAUCAUUGUCAUCCAAACUCCAACAUUAAUGGGCAAACUCCUUUCGCGGUGGGAGUCUUAAAUCGUAUAUGUUAAGCAACUUAAAGGAUUAAAACGAGCCAGGUCAUAUACAAUGGGAAAUGAUCAUUUCAUUGUCUAUGUAGUGAUUUGCUGAUUACUGUUUUGUAUGUACCAGUUCUUACUAAAACUAGUUAUAAAAAUACAAUUAGAAUUACUAUGCUCUUUUCAUUUCCUUAUUUCCUUACAGAUGGCUUGAUUUUGUAUUUUACCAACUAAUUUGUCAAACAAAGAUGAUUACGAUGAACGCCGGUAGAGAUCGUAAAAAAGUCACGAACAACAUGACCACCAUACUUCAUCGUCUGGAAGUGCUUGAGAGACAACAAACCCAACUUAUUGAUAGGAUUCGCAUAGGUAUGACAGCCCGCGCCAACGAGGUCGAAACAAAGCUCUGCGAAUUUCUCAAUUCAGAGGAUUUGCGAAGACAAUUCAUCUAUCAAUUUUCCGGAUCUGCUCCAUCCAUAAGUGAGCUGGACGAAGAACUGCAAGUAAUUUUGCAAAAGUGGGAAGAUAAAAAUCAUGUAUUUGCAAAUGCUUUUAGCUUGCCUCUUCAACGAUUUUUGGAGCAACACAAUUUAGCAAAAAUGCAAAUCCCGAAUCUUCAACGUGACAUCUCGGAAGUCUCAAUGGCCACACCAAUUUACCCACACUGCAAGUUAAGCGCUUCCGUGGUCUUCAUUCUUGAUCUCUUUGUUGAGAGGCUUGGAAUAUACGGGGGUAUGUCAGAAUCUUUGGUUGAACUCGAUCCCAUUACGGGUGUGAUGAGGUUUAGUACUCCUCCUUCAAGGAUGAAAGAGAGCUUUCUUCAGUGUGUUAUAAAUGGAGAUGCAGCUAAGUCUAUGGUAAAUGAAAUGCUCAAAAAGCACCUGAAACGUUUGGAACAAAUUGGAAAUCAGGUUCCACAGAUGAUUCAGGCCAACAAAAAGUUAUGUGAAGAACUCCGUAACAACAAGCAAUCACACCAAGAGAUUAUAGAAUUGUACGAGCCAAUUAAGAACAGUGCUUUUGCUAUUAGAGGACACCUAACAGAAUUUGGGCUGAGAGAGGCUUGUGCCCACUGCAACGAAGAGUUGCAGUGGAAGGAUGAUCCAUCUUCCAUUCUUGGGCGUGGUACGUUUGCCUCUGUGUACAAAGGAAAGAUGAGAAGACGUUGAUGCGAGCAAAAAGUAGCUGUGAAGGUUUGCCGCAAACCUUUAGACGUCGAGAAUGCAAGUCUCAUGGUUGAAGAGAUGACCCUUUUGAGGUGAGAUAAAUUUCCCCCAUUUCAGUCUCGAUGUUUUUUUUUUUCUCCAAUUUACAAUGCCGCGUAUUUGGAGCAGGGCUUGAGGAAAAAUUGAGCAUCAACCGUUAUGCUCUUUUUUAAUCCUAUAAUUGCGACAAUUAAUUGGAAUCUUACGCGGCAAUCACGUCAUGAUUUUGGAGACUUUCCAAUUAUUUGUAGAAAUAGAAAGUUUGAAUUAAAGGAAUUUCGAUCGGUGCUGUAACGUUAAGCCAUAUACCGAACUGUUAUGCCAACUUUUGAAAAAAACCCUUGUUUAACAUGAUGCCAACAAAGCAUCUUUCGCCCUGCACCAUGUUCAUAGGUGGCAAUUUCCUUUGACAGAAAAUUAGAUCACCCUCAUAUUGUCAAGUUUUUUGGGACUGCACUCUUGAAAAAAGAGGACGUGGUAAGGGUGAUCUUUGUGAUGGAAAGGUGCACAGAAAGCCUCAAAGAUCACAUCUUCAAGCACCGAGAAUCCGUCCCGGGUAUAUCCGGAAAAACAGCAUACCUUAGAGUUUGUCGUUGGGCGAAAGAAAUCACCGCUGGUCUUCACUUUAUGCACGAAGUAGGCAUUAUCCACAGAGACCUCAAGCUAGAAAACAUCUUGGUACGUACUUACAGCGUUCUUGAUAUUUUUACCGCAUCUUGCCAGUCGUUGUAAGUCAAUGGAGUUGAUUAGUCAAGUAUCACACUGCCUUCAGAUUCUGCAACUGUUUUUCUGCUUUUUUUUUAUUAUUUUUUUAUUUUUCAAUCGUGGGCAUCCAAACUUCUGGAAUUUCUGCACACAUCUCUAAACCAAUUGAAUCACAGCGGAAAAUCUCGCCUCUUGGGUGACACUCAACCCGUCAAGUUCAUUACCCGCAUAACACUACCAGUAUGUAUUCAAGAUACCGUGAUCCACAUCGUAAGUCAGCGGAAAACGACCAUUCCCCGUUAUUUUUAUUAUUAUCAUUAAAAAAGAAACUAAGACAGACUCGCAUGAUAGCAAUAUGGUAACAGAAAAGAGAAGAUGACAAACAGUUGAGAAUGGUCGUGACUGAAGUGUUAAGAAAUGUGAUUGUCAAACAAUUUAUAAGCGAGGUAGAAGCCAUUUUUUCAGUAUAUUAAGUUUUCAUCUUCGUAAAAUCAAGAACAGAAACUUCUCUCUAUUGCAAAUGCGGGAAAACAUCUAAAGAUUACCAAUCCAAUAGUAAAUAUACUUCUCAUUAUUUUCAUUUAAGCUGUCGGAGGAGGAUUCCGUGAGAAUAGGUGAUGUCGGCGUUUCUAAGGAAGCAAGUAAAAUCACCGGUACUGUUAUGGGAUCUUUUUUGUACAUGGCUCCUGAAGUGUUCCAUUCCAAACUUUAUGACUACAAAGCAGACAUCUACAGUUUUGGAAUAAUACUUUGGGAGAUGUGGUUCGGACGACGAGCAUUUGCCGAAGUUGAUGCGCCAAAUAACCAACAUUUCUUCAGCUUGGUUGAUGAUGGGCGUCGUCCAAAAGAUAUUAUGGAAUUGAAGAAGCCACCACGCCGCUGGAAAGAACUUAUGAAGAGAUGCUGGGAUGGAGACCCAGAUAAACGUCCCACAGCUGAGAGUUGUGAGCGAGAAAUAACUGAACUCUGCGAUGAAUGGUCUGGUCAUUAG